Molecule: messenger RNA, 1669 nt
Organism: Cercospora beticola
Lineage: Eukaryota; Fungi; Ascomycota; Dothideomycetes; Mycosphaerellales; Mycosphaerellaceae
Gene: TUM1
Product: thiosulfate sulfurtransferase
Cellular component (GO): mitochondrion
Molecular function (GO): thiosulfate-cyanide sulfurtransferase activity
Source: RefSeq, a predicted model, not a curated record
CAGGAACGGUAUACUUUUGCGUGCUCUGUACAGCAGUCAGGCGCAAGGGAGCUUGUAGCUUGCCAGCCCCCUUCUGUCUAGAGUCGUCGCAGCUUCUCCGCCUUUGGCUCCAGUUCGGCGAUUCCGCAAUGGCAGUCGCUUGACGUCCAGCAAAAGCGUUGAGGACAGAAGCAUAGCCGACAUCAUGGCCUCCUGUAUUAUGCUCCUUCGUCGUCCUUUGCUUGCUUCCAAGCUCCCAAGAGCUUUCUACGCGACACCCGCCAUGACCCGAUCAGAGCAUACUUCCAGCUCUUACCUCGUCACGCCAGCAGAAUUGAGCGAGGCACUCAAGAAGAACGCUCCAUCUCGUGUGUCGACGGCUCCGAGAACGAUUGCAGUAUGCGGUUCAUGGUUUCUACCCAAUGAUCCCGAAAAGAGGACUGGAUAUCAGGUGUUUCAGAAGGGACAUAUACGUAAAGCGCGAUUCUUCGAUCUGGACAAGGUCGCAGACACUUCAUCGCCAUAUCCGCAUAUGCUCCCGAGUCCAGAAGUGUUCAGAGAUGCUGUGAGCGAGCUUGGAAUCAAGAGGGACGAUACUGUGGUGGUGUACGACACGGCUGAGCUGGGUAUCUUCUCAGCUCCUCGUGUGGCAUGGACAUUCAAGGUGUUUGGUCAUCCUGCUGUGCACAUCUUGAACAACUUCAAGUUGUGGGUUGAGCAAGGAUACCCAACGGAGGAGGGCGAACAGAGGCAAUUUGACAAGACGGAAUACCCAUUACCUGAGCUGGACAAGAGUAGGGUUGCUGCAUUCGAAGAAGUUCGUGAGAUCGCGCUAGAUCACAACAAGGAGGGUCAUGAGGAUGUUCAGAUCCUCGACGCUCGGUCUGAGGGUCGAUGGAAGGGUGUUGAUCCAGAGCCUAGACCAGGCCUAUCUUCUGGACAUAUGCCCGGCAGUCUUCCUGUUCCUGUGCCAGUCCUGCUCGAUCCCAAGACCAAGACAUUUCUGUCGCCAGAUGAGCUUCGCAAGGUGUUCUCGGAGCGAGGUGUGGACCCAAGCAAGCCGAUCGUGUCGAGUUGCGGAACUGGUGUGACGGCGACGAUCAUCGAUGCAGCACUGAGUGAAGCCGGAUAUGGUGAUGGAAGCAGAAGGAUCUACGACGGCUCGUGGACCGAGUGGGCACAGAGAGUGCGGCCUAGUGACAAUCUGAUCAUCAAAGAGAAGAAUUGAAUUGACCAAAAUGGAGUCCCUCGAAGGGACAAGGCAUCGGUUGAGAUCUCCCAGUGAGGUGGCCAGGGGACAUAGCGGUCUGCCGAACAGUCGCGUGCAAGGUCGCCAAUGUACUCGGCAAGUACAGUGGCGGGCGUUCGGUAUGGUAGUGCGAUGCGCCUUGAUGGAGCGUGUGACUGAAUACUGUACGUUGUUUGACUUCUACUGCAAGUUGAUUUGGCGAGGGAAGUAACAGUAAGAUAUCCUGAAUGUACCCAUCUGCUUCUGAACUUUGCCAUCAGAUGAACCGCACCUGAUAUGCUCGCCAACGUGUCUGAGCAAGCAAGAUUACUAAACAGUUAUCAAGCCAGCCAGUUCUCAUCGCUCGGCGCCUCGAGGUAAACAAGAAAGCAAUUGAGAGAAACAUUCAGCACACACCGGUAUUCGAACCCCUGACCUGCGCGAACUUUGCGCCAGAACAGC